Molecule: messenger RNA, 1186 nt
Organism: Kogia breviceps (pygmy sperm whale)
Lineage: Eukaryota; Metazoa; Chordata; Mammalia; Artiodactyla; Physeteridae
Product: cyclin-G1-like
Biological process (GO): regulation of cyclin-dependent protein serine/threonine kinase activity; mitotic cell cycle phase transition
Cellular component (GO): cytoplasm; cyclin-dependent protein kinase holoenzyme complex; nucleus
Molecular function (GO): cyclin-dependent protein serine/threonine kinase regulator activity
Source: RefSeq, a predicted model, not a curated record
UGACCCCGUGGAAGGCAGUGUCGUCUCAGUGGCGCUGCAGAGAUCUCCGCCCAAGACGGCUCCCCCUCCCCGGGCCUCUCCCGUCUUGCCCGCGAGCCCUCUCGCCCCGUAGGCCUCUCGGUUCUAAUAUCUUGGGGUGAGAUGAGAGCAGGCCCAGGGAGGGUGGUUACCGCUGAGGAGCUGCAGUCGCGAUCAAGAUGAUAGAGGUACUGACAACAGCUGACUCUCAGAAACUGCUACACCAGCUGAAUGCCCUGUUGGAACAGGAGUUGAGAUGUCAGCCAAAGGUCUGCGGCUCGAGACUAAUUGACUCUGCACACGAUAAUGGCCUUAGAGUGACUGCAAGACUGAGGGACUUUGAAGUCAAAGAUCUCCUUAGUCUAACUCAGUUCUUUGGCUUUGACACGGAGACAUUUUCUCUCGCUGUGAAUUUACCGGACAGACCCCUGUCUAAAAUGAAGGUACAGCCCAAGCACCUUGGGUGUGUUGGACGGAGCUGCUUCUGUUUGGCCGUAGAAUCAAUAGAAGAGGAAAGGGAUGUCCCAUUGGCGACUGACUUGAUCCGAAUAAGCCAGUAUAGGUUCACGGUUUCAGACUUGAUGAGAAUGGAAAAGAUUGUGUUGGAGGAGGUGUGUUGGAAAGUCAAAGCUACUACUGCCUUUCCGUUUCUACAACUCUGUUAUUCACUCCUUCAAGAGAACUUGCCCUAUGAAAGGAGGAAUAGCCUUAAUUUUGAAGCACUAGAAGCUCAACUUAAGGCAUGCUACUGCAGGAUCGUAUUUUCGAAAGCAAAGCCAUCUGUGUUGGCAUUGUCUAUCAUUGCCUUGGAGAUCCAGGCACAGGGGUGUGUAGAGUUAACAGAAGGAGUAGAAUGUCUUCAGAAACGUUCCGAGAUCAAUGGCAGAGAUUUGACUUCCUGGCAAGAGCUCGUACCCAAGUGUUCAACUGAAUAUUCAUCAAACAAGUGUUCCAAACCAAAUGUUCAGAAGUUGAAAUGGAUUGUUUCUGGGCCUACCUUCCCGAAAUGGUCCCUUAAUUGGAUUCUUAGAGCAACAAAAACCUCUUCUGAAGCCUUUCUCCGCAGUCCUGAGCUGUGGAUUCCGUCAUGUCCUGAUGGAUUGAAGCUGUGAAGCCUCAGAACGUCACAAGCAGAUUAACAUUGGUGUUCUCAGAUUUGGGAAAACUG